CUAUGAUCAAUAAUUCUUUAGUUUCUCAUCAAUUUCAAAAUUCACCAUCAUAGUAUCCUUUACCUGUUCCUAACCCUGCUUAACCUAUUUCUGCUAGAUAAAAAAUCCAUGUCGCUAACUUACCUUUAAAUGUCACAACUCAAUAAUUGUAAUAAGCCUUUUAAACAUAUGGGAAUAUCAUAGACAUUAGAAUCAUAAGAAAAACACCCACAGGUAUAGGAAUUAAUUCACAAAAGGAUUACCUUUACAUAUUUCAUGCUAUGCUUUUAUUGCUUUUGCUGAUAAUGAUGCAGCUGAUAAGGCAAUCUAAGAUGGUGGAAUAGGAGAUUGGACUGUGAAACCUUAGAUUGAUAAAUAAACUAUUACUAAAUGUAAAUCUCGUUCUAGAUCCAGAUCUUAAGAGAAAAACAGAUAAGUACUUACUAAUGGACCCAUUACUCCUUUGGAGCCGUCUCCAAAAAUAUAAAUUCAACUUUUCGUUAGAGAAUUGUUUGUUAGUGGAAUUUCCAAGAAUUAUGAUGAAUAGAAGAUUCGCUAGGUAAUAGAAUGUGAAAAUUAUAGAUUUUUUAAUAAUUUGGUCCUAUAGAGAGGAUUGAUCUGUAUCCUAAUAAGCAUAAUAUUUUUAACAGUUAUAUAAAAUUUUUUACUGUAUAAACUUUUUUUUAUUUGAAUUUAGAUAGAUUAAGCUAUUUUUGCUUAUUAAAAAAUGGAUAGUAUUUAAUAAUAAUUUUCUACUUAAAUAAAAAUUUAUUUUUCUGACCCUAUAAAAAGACAUAAUAUAGUUGGCAACAAGUAAAUUUUAUUAGAUUUUUUAGUUUAUAAAAUGAAUAACAAUCUAAACUUUCAUAAGUAUUAUUUAUAUUUUUUCCUCCUAAUUUAAAUAAAAAGGUUGAUCAUGCAUUUUUGCUUGAAGUAUUUAUUUAAUUGAUAAAAAAAGAUAUGUUAAAAUCAUCAAUGCCGACCUCUCUUUUGGAAUCAUGUGUAAUAGGAUACAAAUUAUAAAUCAUAUACACUUCUAUAAUUUAGAGAUACAAAGUAAGCGAUUUAGAUAAGAAAUUAUCUGUAAUAGCAUUUAGUAGACCUUUUGGGUGAUUCAAAAUGUGAAGUUGGAAUAAUAUCAUUGCCUACAAUUCCUAUGCAAUAGUAACAACAAUAAUAAUAAUAAUAUUAACCAAUUCCAAUCAUUCCAUAAUAACCAUUAUAAAACAAAAUGCUGAUGAUCCCUCCUAUUACUUAACCAUAUUAAAAUAGUUAUUAACCACUUUUCGUUUAAUAAUAAGUCAUGUAUUAAUAGCCACAAUUCCUAAUGUCUAAACAAGAAAGAAGAAUGUAACAUCAAUUUAUAGAUCCAACAUAAUUUAAUAUUCCUCCAUAAAUUUAACCUCAUGAAUUUGAAUACUAAAUUAAACCUAUUUCUAAUCAAAAUGUAAAUCAAGAAAUUCUAGAUGGAUUUGUAAACUUUGAUACUUAAUAAUAACAAUAAUAACAUAGAUAAGAUUGGGAUACAUUUUGGAGUGGAUUCAUGUUUAGAAGUAAAAGUCAUAAGGUUGGUGUAGAUGCAAAAUGUUAAGAAGCUGAAGUAGAUCAAUAUAUAAAUAUUAAAUAAUAGGCUCCUAUUUCAAUGACUCCAUAAAUCUAAGUCAAUUAUAAAGGUAACUUUCCAGAUGCUAAAAAGUAAGCUAAUGAAGCUUUUAAAUUUAUACUUUGUCCUUCAGAUGUUAAUUAAGUAUUUAAACUAAAACUAAUAUUAGAAUACAGCAUUUUAAGAAUAUAUAGAUUAUUUUUCAGAGAAGAACAAAAUAGGGGUUGCAUAUAUUGGAAAUAGUAUUCUUUAUUUGCUACCUCCAAAUGAAAUCACAAAUUCUAUAUUGCCUAUAUAAGGAUUAGAGAUUCUUGCGUUGUACAUUGAAGAUAAGAAGAAAUACAUCAAUACCAAUUAAGAUCAUGUUUUAUGA
This is a messenger RNA of Paramecium sonneborni, 1955 nucleotides long. The record is from the annotation of a GenBank genome assembly. Lineage: Eukaryota; Ciliophora; Oligohymenophorea; Peniculida; Parameciidae.